Molecule: messenger RNA, 2167 nt
Organism: Rhinolophus ferrumequinum (greater horseshoe bat)
Lineage: Eukaryota; Metazoa; Chordata; Mammalia; Chiroptera; Rhinolophidae
Gene: ZBTB8A
Product: zinc finger and BTB domain containing 8A
Exons: 7
Coding region: 508-1833 (441 amino acids)
Biological process (GO): regulation of transcription by RNA polymerase II
Molecular function (GO): protein binding; DNA-binding transcription factor activity, RNA polymerase II-specific; RNA polymerase II cis-regulatory region sequence-specific DNA binding
Source: RefSeq, a predicted model, not a curated record
CGCCCACGUCAGCAAAUACCUUUUGUUUCUCUCACGUUGGGGCUACUUGUUUUAGGGCGCAAAGGAACGGCUUCGAGAGGGGUAUUUCCCCUGCGGAGCACCAGGAAUCUUCCCGAAGACCGCGCGCGCGACCCGCCGGUGCGCCGCGGCCCGCGGGCAAUCCUUUAUUCACAGUGUUUGACUUGGAAUCUUCCCUUUUUCACUCCGUUCAAGUGACUCAGCAGGGUUUCAAGAGCAGCAUUUAUACAUUUCCAGAUCUCACUUCCCAUCUGAAAUUCAGAUCAGCAUUUCCAGUGGCCCUCUGGACAUCUCUACCUGAUUUCCCACUCUCCUCAAAUGCAAGCUUCCAGAGCCAAUCAGCUAUCAAGACCCGUGGAUUUAUUUCCCUUUUAAGUCUUUUGCAUCUUUUUCUUCUUUUCCAUUCCUGCCAUCAUCAUCGUGUUGAGGCCACUAGCCACAUUGACAAUUGCCAGAGGGUAACAGUUCGGUCACCUGGAAAUAGCUUGAAUGGAAAUCUCCUCUCAUCAGUCUCACCUCCUGCAACAACUGAAUGAGCAGCGCCGGCAAGAUGUGUUUUGUGAUUGCAGUAUUCUAGUUGAAGGGAAGGUCUUCAAAGCACAUAGAAAUGUACUAUUUGCUAGCAGUGGUUACUUUAAAAUGCUUCUUUCUCAGAAUUCAAAGGAGACAAGUCAGCCAACCACAGCUACAUUUCAGGCUUUCUCCCCUGACACUUUCACAGUUAUCCUGGACUUCGUCUAUUCUGGCAAACUCUCUCUUACUGGUCAGAAUGUCAUAGAAGUGAUGUCAGCUGCCAGCUUCCUUCAGAUGACUGAUGUCAUUAGUGUAUGUAAGACCUUUAUUAAAUCUUCAUUAGACAUUAGUGAGAAAGAAAAGGAUCGCUAUUUCAGUCUCUCUGAUAAAGAUGCCAGUUCUAAUGGUAUAGAACGUUCCUCUUUGUAUAGCAGUAGCUGGCAAAAAGAAAGCAGUUCUCCACAUUCUCACCUAAGCCCAGAUCAAGGAACAGCUGUAAUAAGUGGAAAAUCUUGGAAUAAGUAUAAUUACCAUCCAACCUCCCAAAGGAAUACUCAACAACCCUUGGCCAAGCAUGAACAAAGGAAAGACUCCAUUAAAAAGUCCAAACAUUUGAGGUUGUCACAGCCGUCUGAAAUUGUUCAUUAUAAGUCAAGCAAACGAGAAGCACGAACAUCUGAUUCUUCCAGCCACAUUUCCCAAUCUGAAGAACAAGCACAAGUGGAUGCUGAAGUGGACUCAACUCCGGUCGGCUAUCAGUAUGGUCAGGGAUCUGAUGUCACGUCAAGGAGUUUUCCAGGUGAUCUGCCCAGGAUGCGAUUCAAGUGCCCAUACUGCACACAUGUUGUUAAGCGGAAAGCAGACCUAAAGCGCCACCUUCGUUGUCAUACAGGAGAAAGACCCUAUCCGUGUCAAGCCUGUGGAAAACGAUUUAGCAGGCUAGACCAUCUAAGUAGCCAUUUUCGAACAAUUCAUCAAGCAUGCAAACUAAUCUGCAGGAAAUGCAAACGCCACGUGACUGAUGUAACAGGUCAAGUGGUACAGGAAGGAACCAGGCGCUACAGACUCUGCAAUGAGUGCCUUGCUGAAGUUGGCAUAGACAGCCUCCCCAUUGAUUUGGAAACAGAACAGCACCUCAUGUCCCCAUCAGAUGGAGAUAAGGAUUCCAGAUGGCACUUGAGUGAAGACGAGAAUAGGUCGUAUGUGGAGAUUGUAGAGGAUGGGUCUUCUGAUCUGGUCAUACAACAGGUUGAUGAUAGUGAAGAAGAAGAAGAAAAGGAAAUAAAGCCCAACAUUAGGUAGCUGUCAUGUGAACUGACAAGGCUGGCAUGUCUGCAACUUACAUUGACUUCCUGUGUCUCUCUCUUUCCAUGGUCAGAGUCUGGUUAACAAAUGACCAGACUAACCUGAUAUCAUUUGCAUGCUUCUGAACAGGCCUCUGUAUCCAUUCUGAACUUUGUUGCCCUAACAUAUGUUGCUGCACUGGAAAGAAAAGCCUAGCUUGAGUUGGCAUGAUGAACAAUUAAACCUGUUACUUUUAUUACAGAAAUACCUUUUUGCUUUUAACGUUGGGAGACCUACUUAGCAAAAAAAACAUUCUCAAAAAGUAUUUUAAAUAAAUUUACCACAACCAAAC